This is a messenger RNA of Falco peregrinus (peregrine falcon), 977 nucleotides long. RefSeq names its product chromosome Z C5orf63 homolog (gene CZH5orf63). NCBI's taxonomy places the organism in Eukaryota, Metazoa, Chordata, Aves, Falconiformes, Falconidae. The transcript has 5 exons. Bases 353 to 706 code for a protein of 117 amino acids. The record is from RefSeq and is a predicted model, not a curated record.
AAGGAGCGGAGGGCACCGCCCCCCGCCAGGCCGGCCCCGCCAGGCAGCGCGUCCUUCGCGGCAGGGCCUCGCCCGCCACCCCUCGGAGUGUGCCGGGGGACGGACGGAGGCGGCAGGCCGCCGCCGCCAGGUUGAUGUAAAAACCUGAUUCUUCCUUAAAGACCUUUAGAAUUAUGUACAUUUGCAAAAAGAAGUUCAAGAUUUUCCUGUAUUUUGCAUGCCUCCUCUGAAAAGCUGCUGAUGUAAAAGCUUUGUGUGGAUCUCGACUACAGGACUUGGUGUCCCUACUCACUUGUGCUCCUCCGUCUCUUGCUGUGGCACCGUAUUUUGUUGUUCAGCAUUUCCCUGGACAAUGGUGCUGUGUUUUCUGAGCAGAACAUUGCAACUAGCAAGUCAUUUAUCCAGUCCACUGGGGAGACAACUCUGUUCAGCCAGCACAAAUAAGCCAGUGCUGACUUUAUUCACCAAGAAACCAUGCCCUCUAUGUGAUGAAGCAAAAGAGGUGCUUGAGCCAUAUAAGAGAAGGUUUAUCUUGCAAGAAGUGGAUAUUACCCUUCCAGAGAACUCAGCAUGGUUUGAUGAAUAUAAAUACGACAUACCUGUUUUUCAUUUAAAUGGGAAGUUCCUGAUGAAGCAUCAAGUAGACAUUCAAAAGUUUGAGGACCAGCUUAUGAAGCUGGAGUUGCAAAAUGAUGGAAACCAGUGAAGAAAAUUCAGCUGCUCUGGUGUGUAUCUGAAAGGACUGUGCAAACAUAAAUUGUGUGAAAAAGCAGUAUUUGUUAUAUGGCCUUACAUUUCUUAGAACAUAUAGUACCAGUGUAAUAAAAAACUUGAGUGACUUGUAUUCUAUUUUGUAUUAAUCAUCCAGCCCAGCUGUACCUGUAGCAAUAUCUUCUGUUCCAUUCAUUUGCUGCUAUCCUAGGCUGGCUUUUUAUUGACAGAAUAAAUGCUGCUCCAUCACGGCAGAUAAAGUGAAA